AUGGCAACCCUAGAAUGUGGUUUAUUAUUGAUACUAGUAAUAUUAAGUUUGUGUAGUGCGUCCUGGUCGGCAAAACAACCUUAUGAAGCGGACAUAGGACUUCAAUGCGGGUUCACCAGACAUCCAAGCUUGUGUGCAGAAACUCUGACAGAAUCAGGCUCUAGAAAUCAAGCCGAUUUCAUGUCUGUCCUUGUUAACAAGACAAUCUAUGAAUCCAAGCUGCCCAUUUCUAACUUUGAGCAACUCAGUGUCCAUUUUGUUUCUCAAGAGGCCCAACAUGCUCGAAUGGCUAUAGACUAUUGUCAUGAGCUGGUCGGAAUGUCACUCAAACGACUCAACCAAGCCUUGGACGCACUCAAGGCAUCGCCAAUAAAACAUAAAUCUGACAUCCAGACAUGGUUGAGUGCUGCCUUGACAUUUCAACAAACUUGCAAGGAUGAAGCAGAGGUUCAUGCUCCAUCAAAUGUGUUCAUGACUGAUAUUUCCAAGAAAAUGGACUAUCUUUCACAAUUGGUUAGUAAUCCACUUGCCCUGGUGAACCGAAUUACUAGAAAGACCAGCACCAAAACACCUUCAGGCCGGCAUCUAAUGGACGAACAAAAUUUCCCUAGUUGGGUAUCAGCCAGUGACAGGAAACUGCUGCAAAGUACAGAAAUAAAAGCAAAUGCUGUUGUGGCAAAAGAUGGGACGGGGGACUAUAAAACAAUCUCUGAGGCCAUCCAGGCUGCAACUGGAAACCGAUUCGUGAUACAUGUGAAAUCUGGAGUUUACAGUGAGAAAAUUAACACCAAAAAGAAAGGAAUUACCUUAAUUGGAGAUGGAAAAUACUCAACCAUCAUUUCUGGUAGUAGUAAUGUUGGUAAUGGAGGCUCGUCCCUUCGAGGGUCUGCAACAUUUACAAUUACUGGAGAUGGCUUUAUUGCUCGGGACAUUGGGUUUCAGAACACGGCCGGGCCUAAUGCGGAACAAGCCGUGGCGCUAAAUGUUGCCUCAGACCACUCUGUACUCUACAGAUGCAGCCUGGUGGGUUACCAGGACACAUUAUAUGCACACUCUAUGCGCCAAUUUUAUCGCGAAUGUGACAUAUAUGGUACGGUGGACUUCAUUUUCGGGAACGCUGUUGCUGUGUUCCAGAGCUGUAACUUGGUCCUACGCCAGCCACGCAGUGGUGGGGCCUACGACGUGAUCCUGGCAAAUGGCCGGUCUGACCCUGGACAGAAUACUGGAUUCUCUGUCCAAAAUUGCAGGAUUAGCCGAGGAUCAGAUUAUUCUGCUGCAAAAAGUGCAUACUUGGGACGGCCCUGGAAAAAAUAUUCAAGAGCAGUUGUGAUGCAAUCAACAAUUGAUGCCGUGAUUUCAUCCCGGGGUUGGGUGGAGUGGCCAGGAUCCAGUGGUUCCACUUACCAAACACUCUACUUUGCUGAAUUCGAAAACAUCGGCCCUGGGGCCAGAACUUCUGGAAGAGUAAAUUGGCCUGGUUUUCAUGUCAUUGGAAGGCCAGAAGCCACCAAAUUCACUGUGGCUAAUUUCAUUGGCGGGACAUCUUGGUUGCCCUCUACAGGUGUCACCUUCAUUUCUGGCCUCUAA
Molecule: messenger RNA, 1587 nt
Organism: Fraxinus pennsylvanica
Lineage: Eukaryota; Viridiplantae; Streptophyta; Magnoliopsida; Lamiales; Oleaceae
Source: the annotation of a GenBank genome assembly